GCGAGCCCGCGGCAGGUGGGCACGCGGGCCCGCGGCAGACGGGCACGCGAGCCCGCGGUAGACGGGCCCUCGCGCUCCGCCGUCCGGUCGGACGAUCCGGGAGAGCCCGACCGGGACCGGAGACACGCCAUUUUGUGUGCGAGAGGAGCUGCAGGCCGCCCGUCCGCCAUUUGAACGCCUCUCACGCGCGCACACACCAGGACGUGGUGUAAAAUACCGGUUAAUCCUCCGGUAACGGUCCGGUGGGUUCGUGUUUAAUGGCAGCCUCACCGUGAGAACGACGCGGUAAACGGUCGGCCCCGGUAGAGGGACGGUUCAUAUGAACUGUAGAAACGAGACCCGGUCCGGUUCCGGUGAUGCUAUACGCUAGCAUGUCUGGUGUCGGGACCCGCGGUUCAGUCCGACGCAUCGUGCACGCUCCGGUGCGCGUGUCCGCGAUGGCGGAGACGGUGAAGUACGUGGACGACGAACAUAAGAGCAUCUUCCUGAAGCUGCUGAACGAGCAGCGACUGGAGGGUGAACACUGCGACAUUGCUGUGGUGGUCGAAGACGUCAAGUUCCGCGCUCACCGCUGUGUGCUCGCCGCCUGCUCCAACUACUUCAAAAAGCUCUUCAAGAAACACGAGGUGGACAACUCCUCUGUGAUUGAAAUCGACUUCAUUCGCUCUGAUAUCUUUGAGGAGGUGUUGAACUACAUGUACACCGCAAAGAUCUCCGUGAAGAAGAGAGACGUCAACCUCAUGAUGUCAUCAGGACAGAUACUCGGCAUCCGCUUCCUCGACAGGCUCUGCUCUCAGAAACGAGACGUGUCCUCAGAGGACAAAGACAAGUUUCCGUAUGACAUCGUAAAGAUGGCGCUGCCGCCCGAGGCCCAGCUGGCUGCUGAUGCCGAGGUCCUCGGGGAACACAAUGACACGCCCACUACGGAUGACCUCGUUGAGGCGUCAACCAAUCAGGAGCUGGAUAAGUCUCCCAGUGCAGCGCUGCGUGUCCAGGAAGCCAUUCUGAAGGAACUUACCAAUGAGGACGUGCACAAGGUCACCUGCUACAACCAGGAUGCGGUGACGGACAUGGAGACGGAGCCUAAGGAGCUGGGGGCGGAGCACCACGCCGCGGACACGCUUGCUUUUGCAGAAAGUAUGGGGGAGGUGAAGGACGAGCAGCCGCCCGGCUGGUCGACGGCAACCACCGACAUGAAGUUUGAGUACCUGCUGUACGGACACCGAGACCAGCUGGCAUGCCAGGUGUGUGGGAAGACCUUCCUGGACGAGAGCCGGCUCAGGAAACAUGAGAAGCUGCAUUCAGCUGAGCGGCCGUUCGCCUGUGAGAUCUGCACCAAAGCGUUCACCACUCACGCUCACCUGAAAGAGCACCUGAAGAUCCACACGGGCUUCAAACCGUACAGGUGUGACGUUUGUGGGAAAUCGUUCAUUCGAGCUCCGGACCUGAAAAAACACGAGCGAGUUCACAGCAACGAGAGGCCCUUCGCCUGCCAGAUGUGUGAAAAGGCGUUUAAACACAAGUCUCACCUGAAGGAUCAUGAGCGAAGACAUCGAGGAGAGAAACCGUUCGUCUGUCCGUCCUGCACCAAGGCCUUCGCCAAGGCGUCCGAUCUGAAGCGUCAUGAGAACAACAUGCACAGUGAGAGGAAGCAGCUGAACCCCCUGCAGAGCGACACGGAGACUCUGCAGGCUGCCGCCAUGGCUGCUGAGGAGCAGCACCUGGACGCCAUCGGCUGCUCCUCCUGACACCUGGACGCCAUCGGCUGCUCCUCCUGACACCUGGACGCCAUCGGCUGCUCCUCCUGACACCUGGGCACAUGGCCCCUCCUCCUAACACCUGGACACAUGGCCCCUCCUCAACACCUGGACACAUGGCCCCUCCUCAACACCUGGACACAUGGCCCCUCCUCCUAACACCUGGACACAUGGCCCCUCCUCAACACCUGGACACAUGGCCCCUCCUCAACACCUGGACACAUGGCCCCUCCUCCUAACACCUGGACACAUGGCCCCUCCUCCUAACACCUGGACACAUGGCCCCUCCUCCUAACACCUGGACACAUGGCCCGUCCUCCUAACACCUGGAUACAUGGCCCCUCCUCCUAACACCUGGACACAUGGCUCCUCCUCCUAACACAUGGCCCGUCCUCCUAACACCUGGACACAUGGCCCCUCCUCCUAACACCUGGACACAUGGCCCGUCCUCCUAACACCUGGAUACAUGGCCCCUCCUCCUAACACCUGGACACAUGGCCCCUCCGCCUAACACCUGGACACAUGGCCCCUCCUCCUAACACCUGGAUACAUGGCCCCUCCUCCUAACACCUGGAUACAUGGCCCCUCCUCCUAACACCUGGACACAUGGCCCCUCCGCCUAACACCUGGACACAUGGCCCGUCCUCCUAACACCUGGAUACAUGGCCCCUCCUCCUAACACCUGGACACAUGGCCCCUCCGCCUAACACCUGGAUACAUGGCCCCUCCUCCUAACACCUGGAUACAUGGCUCCUCCUCCUAACACCUGGACACAUGGCCCCUCCUCCUAACACCUGGACACAUGGCUCCUCCUCCUAACACCUGGACACAUGGCCCCUCCUCCUAACACCUGGAUACAUGGCUCCUCCUCCUAAUACCUGGACACAUGGCUCCUCCUCUUAACACCUGGACACAUGGACCCUCCUCCUAACACCUGGACACAUGGACCCUCCUCCUAACACCUGGACCCUCCUCCUGACACCUGGACCCUCCUCCUAACACCUGGACACAUGGCCCCUCCUCCUAACACCUGGACACAUGGCCCCUCCUCCUAACACCUGGACACAUGGCCCCUCCUCCUAACACCUGGACACAUGGCCCUUCCUCCUAACACCUGGACACAUGGCCCCUCCUCCUAACACCUGGACACAUGGCCCCUCCUCCUAACACCUGGACACAUGGCCCCUCCUCCUAACACCUGGACACCUGGACCCUCCUCCUAACACCUGGACCCUCCUCCUAACACCUGGACACAUGGACCCUCCUCCUAACACCUGGAGACAUGGCCCCUCCUCCUAACACCUGGAGACAUGGCCCCUCCUCCUAACACCUGGACACAUGGCCCCCUCCUCCUAACACCUGGACACAUGGCCCCUCCUCCUAACACCUGGACACAUGGCCCCUCCUCCUAACACCUGGACACAUGGCCCCUCCUCCUAACACCUGGACACAUGGCCCCUCCUAACACCUGGAUACAUGGCUCCUCCUCUUAACACCUGGACACUGGAAUAUUUUCACUGUAUGUUUAUUGAUCUUUUUUUAACCAGACUCUAAAUGCUGUUUUUUCCUGACGUUCAUCCGAGCGCUCAUGAUAUAAACGUGUUAUUAACGUGUUAUAAACAUGGUUUGUGAUUCUUUGUAAAUGAUCAGUUUUGACUGUACAUAAACUGUUUGUGUUGUUUAUAAAGUUGUUGUUCUGUUCAGUUUCAUGAGCAGAGCUGCUGUGUUUUAACCUUU
Messenger RNA from Cyclopterus lumpus (lumpfish), 3494 nucleotides. RefSeq names its product zinc finger and BTB domain containing 14 (gene zbtb14). The coding region runs from base 357 to 1748 and encodes 463 amino acids. The transcript has 10 exons. Gene Ontology annotation, cellular component: nucleus. Gene Ontology annotation, molecular function: protein binding; RNA polymerase II cis-regulatory region sequence-specific DNA binding; DNA-binding transcription factor activity, RNA polymerase II-specific. Lineage: Eukaryota; Metazoa; Chordata; Actinopteri; Perciformes; Cyclopteridae. The record is from RefSeq and is a predicted model, not a curated record. Gene Ontology annotation, biological process: regulation of transcription by RNA polymerase II.